GAGCAGUUAAGCAAUUUUGACCAAUUGUUGGUAUAUGUAUACCAGCCUGAUUUCCACGUAAAAGUAAUCCACCACAUGCUCCUAUAAUUCUCUCACGUACAGAAGUUUUUGAAUUAACUUAUCUCAUUUGUUUUCCCAUUCAAUUGAGAAGCCCAUAAACUAGUUCUUCUCUCAGCAGCUCUUUUAAUUUCUACUCUUCAAUUCGAAAGAGUGCUGUUCAUUUUCCGAGAGACAUAAAUUUCCAUAGUUUAUACUAGUAUUUUUAUUUCCGGCUCAUAUCUAUUAAUUGGCAAUUGGGCAACGGUCGAGGUGUUUCUGUCAAGCAAGCUAAAGGACCGGAACAGAGUCGGGAUUUUAUCUGACUAAACUCGCAUUAUUAAUACAAUUUUACAUCAAUCUUGAAGAAAGAUAUUAUUUCUCGAGUUUUGAAAAUCCAAUAUGACGAACUUGGAAAAUGUUGCUACUUCCGAAAAUGUUGUUGUUGAAAAUAAUGUGAAUGAAAUCCCUGAAAAUAAUGUCAAUUCUGUGUCUGUGACUAAUUUUGAAGACACACCUGAAUUUGUUGCCACGGGCUCUCACAGGGUUGAUUUGACUGGAAUGCCUGAAAAAUUUUCUGGGCAUUUUUUCAAGCGUUGGCAACAACGCAUGAAAAUUUGGUUAAUCACCAAGGGAUUGCUCUCGGUAAUUAUGACAGUGUGUCCCCCCGUUGUCGAGUCUGAUCCCAAGAGUCUUGAACGCCAAUCUUUAUGGCGUGAGAGGAAUGAAAUAGCCAAAGGAAUGAUAUUGUUGGGACUCUCCGACAUGUUAUUUGAUGUCUAUUGCACCCUCCACGGCACGGCUAAAGACCUUUGGGAUGAGCUGGAUAGGAAAUAUAAUACUGAUGACCACGGUCUCGAAAAGUAUAGUUUCCAAAUUCUUGAGAUUCAACAUGAAGGAGGGAAAAUCUGUUUUAGAACAAACACAAGAAUUUGAGCUUAUCUUACAUUCUCUCCGUGAAGCAGAUAUGGAAUUGCCUGAAAAAUUUAAAGUCAUGGCUGUAAUUGAAAAAUUCCCCAAAUCGUGGGAAGAUUUUGGUUUGACUUUAAAACACAAAAUGAAAAAGAUAACUUGGAAAUCUUUGAUGCAUUCCAUUACUGUUGAGGAAGAACAUAAGAAAGCGGGUUACAUUGUUCCUGUUGAAUUUCAGCCAAAGGCUCAUGUUGUAACCGUGGGAAAACAGUCACAAAAUUCUAAGAAUAAACAACCAUCAUCUUUUAAACCAAUAAAGGCCAAAUUAAAAAUUGCAAAGAAACCAAAGGCAAACCGUCCAUGCUGGAACUGUGGACAGAUGGGGCAUUGGGCCAAAUUAUGCCCAAAUAAAAAGGCUAAGGCUCAAUCUGGUGGACCUCAAGUCAACAUGGUGACUGGAGGAACUAGUUCUGAUGGCCAGCGGUUGGAAGAACAGUGAUGAUGGGAAACACAAGUGCUGCUAGUGUGCAUGGAGUUGGAAAAGUGGAAAUAAAAUUUCCUUCGGGAAAAAUUCUAUCUUUGCAUGGGGUGCAUCAUGUUCCCGAAAUUAGAAGGAACAUUGUUAGUGGUUCCAUUCUUGUAAGGGAGGGUUAUGAAUUGUCUUUUAAAUUAAAUAAAGUUGUAAUUUUAUUUGGUGGAACAUUUAUUGGCAAGGGUUACUUGUCA
Cuscuta europaea is the source of this 1674-nucleotide messenger RNA. Lineage: Eukaryota; Viridiplantae; Streptophyta; Magnoliopsida; Solanales; Convolvulaceae. The record is from the annotation of a GenBank genome assembly.